CAGCCAAUUCCUGCGAAUCUCCAAGGCCCCACGCCCCACCCCAUCCGUCCGGCCAUCCGCUGCCCAUCCCGCCGCCCGGCAACACGGCAGCACCAAAACGAAACCCUAAAUCCUCGUCCUCGUCCAGGCGACAGGCAAGGCCGCGGCACCCAGCACCGCGUCGGCGGACGGCCCAGCACGGCAGCAUCUCCGCGCGCCAUGGCCUCAUCCCGGAACCCCGAUGCACUGGCGGCGCCGGCGCUGACUCCGGCGCCCGCGGCGGUGGCGCAGGCCCAAAACCCUAGCAUUGCCCCCGGCGACCCGCCGUCGCCGGAGAUGGAGACCACGGCGGAGGCUCUCACGCGGGAGGAGGUCCUCCGGCGGCGCCGGCGCCGCGCGGCCCGGCUAGCCGGUGUAUACCGCCGGCUCUACUGGGCCAUGGCCGAGGAGGUGCGCGCGCGGCACCGGCAGUACGUCUGGGACCUCGCCCGGAGCCCACUGGAGGCAGAGCAGCCGCCAGCCCCUCCCGGGGUGCCCAUCCCGGCGGCUGGGGAGCCGCCGAGGCCGGCGCCGGUGCCGAGGAGGAAGAAGUGCGGAUUCACAGGGUGCAAGGUGCGGGCCAUGGCCACGACCCGCUUCUGCCACUCCCACGUCCUCUCCGAUCCCAAACAGCUGCUGUACAAGCCCUGCGCGUACAUCACUAAGAGUGGGCUACAGGGUGGGCUUGUCACCUGUGGUAGGCCAAUCAUAAAGUCUGCAGCUCCCUCCCUCUGUAAUAUUCACUUGCAAAGAUGUCAGAAAAGCAUUGCACAAGCUUAUAGGAAGGUUGGCUUUAACCCACCCCUUACAGGCAAGGUCACCCCAAAGUUUAGUGUUUUGGUUGCUGAAUGUGUUCGUCAGAUCCAAGACAAAAGGAGAAAAUCACUGAAACCUACAGCACGACAGAAAUGUCCUAAAGAUGGAAAUGUUGACUGAACCAUACCUCGAUGUACAUGUGUGCACAAACUUCAUGAGAUUAUUGUUCUGAGGUUUAUACAAAGCAAUGAUAACGUACUCUGCCAGAUUACUACAGUCAGUCCUGGUUGAAUGAUAUGAAUAAUGGAAGCUUGCAUGGUAUGCAUGAGUUGAAGGUUUAAGUGUCAUUGGAAGAAUGGAUGUCAUGGGAAUUGUUGUCAGUAGCAUAGUUGAAAUGAAAAUUGAAUGAACAAGCUCGUGGGAGAAUCAAGUAUCAACUGCGAGAGUGUGCAGCGUGCAGUAAUAGAAUCUUGAGGAGUUCUAUGUUCUAUUAUUUAGCAGGCAGUCUUUUAUCAUGAGUUUUUGUGAGUUGCUGAACAUGCAGCAAGACUGCAUGGUUGAUAUGGUGGUGUGUUGAACAUCAUCGGCUUGUUGGUAGUAUUAUGCAGCCUGCAUGAGAACUGGUGAUUGCCAGCAUCAAACCUACCUACAUGGGCUCAUAUGAAAAACUUGACCACUCCUAGGAUAUCACUGUUCACAUGUUGAUAUUCCAUUUUGGAGUUACACAGAUCCAAAUUGCAACCCGUAUAGGUAGCUCGGAGGGAAAUUGCGCAUAUUCUGGAGGAAACAGUUGCCAAAUUGAGAUUCAGUACAGGCGCUUAUUGUGUGCUUUGCAGAGAGAUGUAUGAAUGCAAGAUUUGUACUUCCAUGGCUAAUGGACUUUGCACAAUAUGAGAUGCUACUUACUGAGAAUGUCGCGCAUCAUGCACCAAAGUUAGAGGUUAUGAGGAUACUGCAGUACACAUUUAUGUUUAUAGAAUUUCAUGGUGUUGCACAAAUAAUUACCCUUUGUGGCUUUAUGGAUUGUAGCUGAUAAAAAAUUAAAAUCUCGCUACAAUGUAUAGGUGUAUUAGAUUAUUUGGUUGCAGUUAAAUGGCUGUAAGAACUCAGGUCUGAUAAGGGCUAAGGCGACAUAAGAGCAUUUUUCCAGACAUCAUAUUUUUGCUGUUUCCUGUUAGAUGUUGCAAUAUGUAAAUCAGUGAAUGGCAUUUGAGUUUACUUCUUGCAGUUAAAUCAGUGAUGUUGCAAUAUGCCCACAGACCCGCACCCGUGGAGGAGUACGCCAUGGCGGAGCAGGCAGAGGCACAAGUCCGCUGGCUGCGCCUGCACUAACAAAUCGAGGUGGGACGUGCAAUCACCCCCAAUCACUGGCAAUCACUCUGCAUCGCACGCGCGACUCUCCUUUCUCCCCAAUUGUCACGCAGGUGGGCUCCAAACUCGCGCCGCCAGCCGGCGUCCACAACCACAUCCGCCUCCACGGCCUGCACCCCACCGCCUCCGUCCGACUCGCUCUAAGUCGCAGGCUGCAAGGAAUUGGCCUUCCUCAGACGUCGCCAGGCUUCAACGCAGCCACCGUUCGACAUCCGCAACCGGCCGUGUCUCCGCGAUCUCCCUCGCUGGUCAUCGAGUCCGAGGCUCCACGUGCCCCAUCCCUCCUAUGGCAUUGUCUCCUCAAAACCUCAGGCAGGCAGCGGCAGCUACAUGGAAACCCUAGCCACCGCCGCACUCCAGUCAUCGUCAUGCACAGGCCCAAGGGGAGCAGCGGCAAGUCCACGUUCUCCCUCCAGUUGGUGCGGGGGCGUCCUGCACUCCUGCCUCCUGGAGCACCGGUCGCUGCAGGUCCCCAAGGCGCCUCUUGGGCCACCAAGCCAGCCCCGCCGGCAACUAAGGCCGCCUCGCAUGGCCACUGCCGGUCGUCCACGCCACUGCAGGCCCGCCCUCGUGGAGGAGUACGGCCUUCGGUGACAAUGAGGCGAAGAACAGGUCACAGUAGAGCGAUACCGACGAGCCCGAGGCCAAGCGCUGGUACAAAAGCCCCAGAUUUCGCUACUCAUUCAAUCACAAGUUGAGCCGUAUUUUCUUGUUUCUGGAGCUCAUAUACAUGUAUCUGCCUGAUCUGGAAGGAGGACGGUGCAUCUGUGCCCAGAUGGACAGCGAUGCACGCUCUCCUUCGAUUUGGCGCCUGUGCAGAACUGCAGAUGGGUUACUGCUAUUUGUCUCUUUACGAGUUGAUUGUCAAUAUGUGUUUGCACUUACUUCUGCACUACCUACUUAUAAAAAUGCUCAAUCUCUGUUAAUUCACAUCAAUGCGUUUUUAACUGAA
Molecule: messenger RNA, 3097 nt
Organism: Sorghum bicolor (sorghum)
Lineage: Eukaryota; Viridiplantae; Streptophyta; Magnoliopsida; Poales; Poaceae
Exons: 3
Coding region: 199-954 (251 amino acids)
Cellular component (GO): NSL complex
Source: RefSeq, a predicted model, not a curated record